Messenger RNA from Paramecium tetraurelia, 972 nucleotides. RefSeq lists its product as uncharacterized. The record is from RefSeq and is a predicted model, not a curated record. The transcript is spliced from 4 exons. NCBI's taxonomy places the organism in Eukaryota, Ciliophora, Oligohymenophorea, Peniculida, Parameciidae. Gene Ontology annotation, molecular function: protein binding.
AUGCAUAAAUUCGUGACUCCAGAAACAUUUGUACACAAAGUUGAGAAUGAUUAUUUCAUCAAGAAGAAGCACAGUCCUGAUUUAAAAACGCAGGAAAAGAAAUAAAAUGAAUUGAAUUUUGAACUCUACCAAAACCUUAAAGAUUUGAGAAACAAUAAUUAAUUAAUACAGAAUAAACAAGGCUCACUUAAAAUCAUCAACCCUUUGAAUAAGUAAAUCAACAUGAUGGAAACCAAAAAAUAGCAGCAAGAGAAGAAAAUGAGGGAUACCCAAUUCGAAUUGAAAAAAAAGAGUAUGCUAAAUGAAAAUCAAUAAAAUUUACAAUCUGACUUAAAGAAUUUAGACAAAAUAAGUGUUAGCGCCUUUAAAGAUUUUAAAGAACAAGUUAAUCUUUAUAAUAAAUAUUAUAGCAACAGCAUUGGAUAGGAACCAGAAAUCAGUGACAUUCAGUAUGAGGACUUAAACAUUCCUUAUCAAUUUGUAGACAAUGGAAGUAGAUAUGCUUACAGAGAAAAAUUAAAUCAUGAAAUACCAGAAAUUAAUUAUUAGAAUAACCAAGCAUAAACCAUAAUUGAAACCAUUCCCUAAUUGAAAUUCUCGGAUGAACAAUUGGAGAACAAAUUGCUAAACAGAUUAAAAUAACAUAUUGUGGUAAGACAGUUAGAUUAAAUGGAAAAUGAUUAUUUGAUUGCAAUAAGAAAUAACGAUUUAUCAGGGCUAAAACUGAUGUUGAUUUCAGAUGAAACUUUCAUUCAGACAAAGGAUUUUAUAGGGUAAACAGGCUUGCAUUUGGCUGUCAAACGCAACUACUAUGAUAUAUGUUAAGAGCUGAUAAAUCAUUAGGUUGACGUCUUUGCAAUUGAUUAUGGAAACAGAACAGGUAGGUAAAUGGCAGAGAAGUACAAUUAUUUUAAGGUGGCGAAGUUAAUACAGAUGGAGGAGGAUUAGAUCAGGAGAAAUUUAUAAUCAUGA